Molecule: messenger RNA, 1196 nt
Organism: Pseudogymnoascus verrucosus
Lineage: Eukaryota; Fungi; Ascomycota; Leotiomycetes; Thelebolales; Thelebolaceae
Exons: 2
Coding region: 243-1094 (283 amino acids)
Source: RefSeq, a predicted model, not a curated record
AAUUAUGCUAUAAUACUUUACACAUGUGACGAAAUGUUUGCCUUUCUUCAACAGCAGUACGUUGUCAACAAAGAAGCUGAGGUGUGGCUUCCUGCUAGCGCGGUCUCAGAUCGUCAGAUCGUUAUCGCAGCAACUAAUACUCCAGCUCGGCGUCAUAGCGAACAAUUUCCAGCACUUACUUCUCUGAGCUAUAUCACAAACCCAAGCCCUGCCACCACCCUCAGAUUCCACACACCAUCGCUAUGGAUUCCGUACGCGCUGCUCUGCAGCCCAUCACACACAACCUCCCCGCGCCGAUCCGUGAACUCGGAGUCUCUAUCCUCGGCAGACAAUGCUACGACACGCUUCUCCUUGAAAUCGACCCAACCGCGACCGAAUGCAUCAAGCUCGCCAUCUCCAAAGGCCUCGGAAUCGGCAUCAUUGGCGCCAGCUCCGUCGUCAAGGUUCCCCAGAUCCUCAAGCUCGUCAACUCGAAAUCCGCGUCGGGUAUCUCCUUCCUCAGCUACCUCCUGGAGACGUCGGCAUACCUGAUCGGCUUGGCGUACAAUGUUCGCUCGGGCUUCCCGUUCAGCACGUUUGGCGAGACGGCACUCAUCGUGGUGCAGAAUAUUGUGAUCUCGGUGCUGGUGCUGAAGUACAGCGGUCGCGCCACGCAGGCGGCGAUCUUUGUCGCGGCGCUCGCAAUGGGCCUGACGACGAUGUUCAACGCUGAUCUGGUGAACAUGAAGACACUGAGCUACUUCCAAGCUGGCGCUGGAGUCCUGGGAGUCGCAAGCAAGCUGCCGCAGAUCGCAACAAUCUAUCAGCAGGGAGGAACUGGACAGUUGAGCGCGUUUGCUGUCUUCAACUUUUUGGCUGGCUCGCUGUCACGCAUCUUUACAACCCUACAAGAGGUGGAUGACAACCUGAUCCUAUACGGAUACAUUGCUGGAUUUGCCCUCAAUGCUGUGCUGGCCGCUCAGAUGGUAUACUACUGGAAUGCACCAUCCAAGAAGGCUGCGGAGAAGCAGAAGGAGAAGCCAGCUGUUGGCCAAUCUACCGCCACUCCAACGAAGGGUAAGGGCAAGAGCCCAACUACUCGUCGCCGCGGAUAGGCUCUGACGCUUGAUAUUUCUCGUUUCCGUAGCUUGACUCCUGAUACGCAGUUGAUGUCGCUAUUUAAUAUUUUAAUACUAUAAUAUCGACUUUGAAAGAAG